GUUCAAGUGUUUCUGAGAAACUGGGUCGUUUAUAAGAAACUCCUACAUGCAAGUGAUAGAGGGUGGGGCAAACAGGAAGCCAAAAAGGGAGAGAGAAAGUCUUUUUUGAAAAGGAAACUGAAAGAAAGAGGGCAAGACUAUUUAAGAGCUAGAGCUGCACUGGGCAGUCAGCUUCUCAGCUCCUGGGCGUGACCAUUGGCCACUUCUGCAGUGUCUCCUGCCCCCUGCCUUGUGUGGACCACCGAGCAAAUCUGCCAGCACCCCAACCAGCUGUGAACGUUGUCCCAGAAGAGGCAGAGAUGCCCAACAGCGAGCAGGGCUGUGGGUCCCCCCUGGAGCUGUUCCACAGGAUUGCUGCUCAGGGGGAGCUCGUAAGGGGCCUCAAAGCCAGAAACGCAGCCAAGGAUGAAAUUGAUUUGGCAGUGAAGAUGUUGUUAUCCCUAAAAACGAGCUACAAAGCUGCCACAGGGGAAGAUUACAACAUGGACUGUCCUCCAAGGGACCCGGCACCCGAGAGUGGUGAGGGCCUGGCUGCCACCGACGCAGACGAGGACUUUGUGGACCCCUGGACAGUGCAGACAAGCAGUGCCAAAGGUGUUGACUAUGACAAGCUCAUUGUUCGAUUCGGAAGCAGUAAAAUUGACAAGGAGCUGGUAAACCGAAUAGAGAGAGUCACGGGCCAGAGACCACACCGCUUCCUGCGCAGAGGAAUCUUCUUCUCACACAGAGACAUGCAUCAGAUCCUGGAUGCCUACGAAAACAAGAAGCCAUUCUAUCUGUACACGGGCAGGGGCCCCUCCUCCGAAGCCAUGCACGUGGGUCACCUCAUCCCAUUCAUCUUCACCAAGUGGCUGCAGGAUGUGUUCAACGUGCCCUUGGUCAUCCAGAUGACCGAUGACGAGAAGUACCUGUGGAAGGACCUGACCCUGGAGCAGGCCUACGGCUACGCCGUGGAGAACGCCAAGGACAUCAUUGCCUGCGGCUUUGACAUCAGCAAGACCUUCAUCUUCUCUGACCUUGACUACAUGGGGAUGAGCCCAGGCUUCUACAAGAACGUGGUGAAGAUCCAGAAGCACGUCACCUUCAACCAAGUGAAAGGCAUUUUCGGCUUCACCGACAGUGACUGCAUUGGGAAGAUCAGUUUUCCUGCCAUCCAGGCCGCUCCCUCCUUCAGCAACUCAUUCCCUCAGAUCUUCCGAGACCGGACAGACGUCCAGUGCCUCAUCCCGUGUGCCAUCGACCAGGACCCAUACUUCAGGAUGACCAGGGACGUGGCCCCCAGGAUCGGCUACCCCAAGCCAGCCCUCUUGCACUCGACCUUCUUCCCUGCCCUGCAGGGGGCCCAGACCAAGAUGAGUGCCAGCGACCCCAACUCCUCCAUCUUCCUCACAGACACGGCCAAGCAGAUCAAGACCAAGGUCAACAAGCACGCCUUCUCCGGAGGCAGGGACACGGUUGAGGAGCACCGGCAGUUUGGGGGCAACUGCGAUGUGGACGUGUCCUUCAUGUACCUGACCUUCUUCCUGGAGGAUGACGACAAGCUGGAGCAGAUCAGGAAGGACUACACGAGUGGGGCCAUGCUCACCGGCGAGCUCAAGCAGGAGCUCAUCGAAGUCCUGCAGCCCUUGAUCGCCGAGCACCAGGCCCGGCGCAAGGAGGUCACUGACGAGAUUGUGAAAGAGUUCAUGACCCCCCGGAAGCUGUUCUACGACUUUCAGUAACGCUCCCUUUCUCUGUGCUCACUCAGAGAUGUAAUUUACCCGUAAUCCCAGCUCAGUCGAAUCAGCACUCCCCCUAGGCUUUAUCAAACGGUAAUUACGGGCCCGGGUCUGUAAAUUCUGUGUUUGUCUCAAUCCUGUUUCUUCCCCUGAACAUCAUUCCAUCCCCUGUGGGUAAUUGGGUGCUGGGUAAUAUCAUGUGGUCACACAGACAAGUCCAGCUGGAGUUCCUCCCACAAAGCAGCACCUAAGUGCUUUGAAACGUUAACAUACAGAAGCUUAAUGGGCACAAGAGGCAUUUCAGCUCAUGCCCCGCUCCCACCUUAGUACUGAAAAGGAAGUGCUGGCCAAAGGCUUUGCUAAACUUAAUUCUGAGAUCUCACAGCUUAAAAGCUACCUUUAACGUUUCUGAGUAUUGGCCAGAGUGGGCCAAUUUUUACUAAAUCGAGUCUUUGUGGGUGAAACUUCCCAGUUAACUUACUAAACUCCAGGCCAUGCAUGUACUGUGCUCAAGAAGUGACACUCCUUUCCUUGAGCAAACUAACACUCUGUCCACCGAGUAAUCCUAGACACUCCAUCCUGAGAACCAAUGACUGCUCCAUUCUGACCCAGCCGGACGCUGAGGCCAGUCUGUUGCUUUGCAGAUCCUUUUGUUUUGACACCUGACUGGCGUGGAGGUCUGUCUGCACAGAGCACGCCCUGCCUGUGUCCCCCGACAGGCAGACGUAGCUAGAUAGCGUCCAGCAGCCCUCAAGGCCUCGGCCAUGUGUCUGUGGGAGGCCUACUUGAUCAAGCACCCUGUGUAGUUUUGGAAAAGUGAAGACCUAUCUUAGGGAAAGCUCUUGGUCCAAGUAUCUGUCCUUUCGGAGGCACAGGGUCCAUUCCUGGGUGCCCUACUCUGGUCUUUCUCAUGACAAUAAACUUCCUCUGGUCCCACCCA
Molecule: messenger RNA, 2658 nt
Organism: Odocoileus virginianus texanus
Lineage: Eukaryota; Metazoa; Chordata; Mammalia; Artiodactyla; Cervidae
Gene: WARS1
Product: tryptophanyl-tRNA synthetase 1
Biological process (GO): tryptophanyl-tRNA aminoacylation
Cellular component (GO): cytoplasm
Molecular function (GO): tryptophan-tRNA ligase activity; ATP binding
Source: RefSeq, a predicted model, not a curated record